Messenger RNA from Athalia rosae (coleseed sawfly), 4038 nucleotides. RefSeq names its product diphthine--ammonia ligase. Gene Ontology annotation, biological process: protein histidyl modification to diphthamide. Lineage: Eukaryota; Metazoa; Arthropoda; Insecta; Hymenoptera; Athaliidae. The transcript has 14 exons. The record is from RefSeq and is a predicted model, not a curated record. The coding region runs from base 605 to 2725 and encodes 706 amino acids. Gene Ontology annotation, molecular function: diphthine-ammonia ligase activity.
AUUUCUCAGACACUUUACAAUUUAACACUGUUUAUUAAUCAACCCCAUAAUUAUCCGGGCAUUCAUAAAAACCUCAACGGUGAUAACGCCAGCGAUUUGUCAUAAACCAAUUUACAUUUUAAAAACGAACUAUUCAAACAUUGAGAAUAUUGUUAAUUGUUCUAAAAGUUUGCCAGGGUGACGUCAUAUGCUACCGUGAACUGAGAUUCACCUGUGGAUCUGUCGCAACAUUUGCGAUCCCUUAAAUUUCUUAUUUUAUGUACGCCAGAAAAACAAUAAACUAAACACAUAUGAUUAUUAAAAAAUGUUAAUUAUCACAGGAAAUAAAAUCAAUCGUUCGUUAGAUCUUAAAAAAAUUCUGAAAUAUUUUUAAAACUAACCCCUUUUGGGUGAGUUCAAUAAUUCCAGCGCAGAUGGCGACAGAUCAGAAAAUUUUUGCAGUUGCUGAUGGCUGACGGACUUCGCCGUACCCAGUGGGAUUCUUAGUGAAUUUUAAUAUGAUUGCCUGAAAAGAGACCCAAAAGUCAACGGAUUCACUCCACCGUUUGAUAACUUGGUGUGGGAUACUAUAAAAUAACAUUCUUGACCAGGAAUCUUAACGACAAUGAGGGUUGUAGCUUUAAUCAGUGGAGGAAAAGACUCGUGUUUCAAUAUGAUGCAGUGUAUAGCUGCAGGCCACAAUAUUGUCGCACUGGCUAAUUUAUACCCUAUUGAAAAAGAUGAGUUAGAUUCUUUCAUGUUCCAAACGGUUGGUCACCAAGGUGUAGAAUAUCUAGGUGAAGCUAUUGGAUUGCCGCUUUAUCGUGAAGCAACUUUUGGGAAAUCAAAGAUGUUGGAAAAAAAUUAUUCACCUACAGACGACGACGACGAGGUAGAAGACUUAUAUAGACUGCUAGUGAAAGUAAAGGAGCGGGAAAAUGUAGAAGCAGUUGCCUCCGGUGCAAUUCUGAGCGACUAUCAGCGCAUUCGCGUCGAAAAUGUGUGUAGCCGCUUAGGACUUGUUUCCUUGUCCUAUUUGUGGCGGAGAGAUCAAGAAGAUCUACUCCGGGAAAUGAUUGAGUGUUCGGUAAAUGCAGUUCUGAUAAAGGUUGCUGCACUGGGUCUGGAACCCCGACACUUAGGGAAAUCUAUCGCAGAGAUGCAAUCCCACCUUGCAAAAAUGAAAGAAAAAUAUGGUCUCAACAUAUGUGGGGAGGGAGGGGAGUACGAAACUUUUACCCUAGACUGUCCGCUGUUUAUCAAAAGCGUUGUGAUAGACGAGUAUGAAAGCGUUGUUCACUCUAACGACGAGAUAGCUCCUGUCGGAUACCUGAAUUUUAAAAAGAUCCAUUUACAAAAUAAGAAUAAUGGUAUAGAGGCUCUAUCGUUGCAAGAAAGGUUGCAGUUGGUAUCUGUAAAAGCCCCUUCUGACUAUAUUGUUGAAAUUGUGAAACCAGAGUUGCAAGAUGGCUGUAAUUUAUCAGAUGAUGAAAACGAGGAGUCCGAAUGCGACAACAAAAGCCUAAAGACAUCAAACUCUGGUCAAUUUAAUCCACCGAGCCCGAUGGAAAUAAUGUACGAUGAUGAGGAUUAUCCAGAUGUACCUGUUUCUAACAAAAAUCAAACUGGCUGGUUCUGGUUUGGUGGCGUUGUUGGAAAAAAUUCUGAUCCAAAACUUGCUACAGAGGAAGCUUUGGAUAAAUUAAGCAAUCUAGUCGAAACUGAAAAGCUCAAGAUUUCAGACAUUGUUGCUGUAACACUGUAUAUAAAAGAUAUGGCAAACUAUUUAUCGAUUAACGAAGUUUAUAUAUCAAGGUUGAGUACCGUCAACCCACCUGUACGGGUAUGCGUUGAGUGUCCAUUAAACAUACCCAUUGUAUUAGAUGCUAUAGCGUACAAAGAGAUUCCACAAAUAGGUGACAACAAAAUUCAUAAGAGGCACACGAUGCAUGUACAGAGCAUAAGUAAUUGGGCACCUGCUAACAUCGGACCAUAUUCCCAAGCGAUUCGAAUAGGAGAUAUUAUUUCUGUAGCUGGUCAAAUUCCCUUAGUUCCUGGCAGUAUGACGAUGCUAGAUUUAAACAUUAAAAGGCAGUGUCGAUUGACGCUGAGGCAUAUCAACCGGAUCGUUAAAGCCAUGGAUGCUAAUACACAGCUCAGAGAUAUCGUACAGGGUAUUUGUUUUUUAACGCAUCCUAGUUAUAUUCCCGACGCACGUAGAGAAUGGGAGAAACGAACGAACAAUGCAAUUGUAGAUUAUGUCGUAGUACCAAACUUACCACGAGGUGCACAAGUCGAAUGGUGCGUCUGGGCUCAUCGUGAUAAUAACAGAUUUGAAUAUGAGGAAACUGGAAAAUGUGUUGGUAACUUCAAGGUUGCUAUAAGGCGCCGCUGGAACUAUGAAAAUAAUGUGUCCGCAAUUGUGUGUUACCUUUCGACUGGAUCUUCGAAUUCAAUGGGCAACCUGGCUGUGGACACGACUCUAAGUUUCGCUGAUCUCAACGCAGCCGAAUUAACCGAAGCAUUUGAAUAUCUUUUAUGUAAGUUAACUAAAGGUUCACAAAGCGUAAAUCCUAUUUGUAAUUUGCGAAUAUUUUAUAAAGUUGGAAGUUCACCAGGACCAAAUUUCAUUCAAAGCGUUUUGUCAAGUUUUGAAAGCCGGAAUAUAGUCACAACAAUAAUACCAACGACUCACCUUCAUAACUACAGCACUUUUUUAUCCAUUUGUGGUAUCAGGCACGAAUAGUAACUUUGUUGCUUCUAAUAACUUCGUCAAUUAUUUAUAUGAAAUUCUGAAACGCUUGAUAUCGUACCCAUCAAUAAAGAAAGCCAAUGCCCAAAAUGAUGUAUUAUUCUUAAUUUUUUUUUUUUCAUGAAUGGAAAAUUACGAGUUGAGAUUAUUUUUUAUUCUUUUCUAAUGCUUAGGUAUAAAGUUUUUUUUCGGAGUUAGUUUCUUCGUAAUUAUUUAAUAUCUCAUCAGGCACGCCUAUUUCCAUCGUAUCAAGUAGAAUUUAAUACUGUACAUGACUUUUUUUUGUUCCUGAGCGUGAAUUUUUUUAUUCUCAACUUUCCUCAUAUGUAUAUGAAAAGUGUGAAGGCGAUUUUAUAUGAUAUUUUUCAAAAAUGUCCAAUGCUGCUCAAACUCCAUUGGUUUGAGAAUUUUUCACUAAGAAACAAAGAAAAACAACCACUUCCGAUCAGGAGCAUUGGCUGUCUACCUAAUUUACAUAUUUUUACUUCGUAAUCGAUAUUAUCUUCGUGUACCGGCUAAUUGAUGAAUACUAGUUCUUGAUUUAUUGUCCUAACUAAUGCGCUCUAAUUUUGCUCAAUAUAUUAUUAUUUUCCUCGUGCCACAUCUUACUGCGAGUUUUUCAUUCGCUGAAACUGACCGUUUUGAAUUCAUGUUAAUAUAUCACUUCAAAAACUUGGAAUUUUUCGAAACGGUCAGUUUCACUAGUAAUCUCAUUAUGUGCGGAGUGUUUAGGGGUGUGUUUCUUCUGUAUGGUAGUACACGCUAUUAUUUAUUUAUGGUUUCACAUUGAAGAAUACUAUCUGGACGUACUUAUAAUGUGUAAAAUCAAAUGCGGUAAAAAAAAAAAUUCUAUGUAAUUGCUACAAGUAAUUAUAUUUCGUUCAUAUUUCGUUGUAAAAUAUUCUAUCAAUUAACGAUACGAAAUGGAUGUUCGAAUUUUUUUUCGCAAACUAGAAUGAUGGCAGAUAUCUUUAUUACUUUUGUGCUCAAGUGGAGUUAAUGAAUUUUAGUUAAAAAGAAUUGAAUGAAGUAAACAACCCAUAAUCAAAAAGAUUCAUCUGAGUGAGAAAACACGAAGAAAAAAAUUAUUGAUUUCAUUCUACUUGAUUUUUGUAGAUAAUAAUAUUAAUUUAUAAUUAAAUCAAAAGAAAAUAAAAAAAUCAAUAAGACUUGAAAAUUAAUUUCGGACUCAAAUCCAUAUUAUAUUUGAGUCCGUAUAGUGAACGGCUACUGUCUUAAAUUAUAAAUAUGUAAAAAGCCCAAAACUGAGGUUUAUCCUAAACGAAGAAUAAAGAAAAUGGUAUAUA